AUGCAACGCCUGGUGGCCUGGGACCAGGCAUGCCUCCCGCUCCAGCCGCCGGCCUUUAAAUCCAUGGAAGUGGCUAAUUUCUAUUACGAGGCGGACUGUCUGGCUGCUCUGAGCAAGCUGCACCCCCGGGCUCCAGGGGGCCGCUCCAUGACCGAGCUCACCGUCGGAGACCACGAGAGAGCCAUCGACUUCAGCCCUUACCUGGACCCUUUAGCAUCGCAGCAGCAACAGGCGCAGCAGCAACAGCAGCAGCAGCAGCAGCAGCCGCCUCCUUCCGCGGCAGCAGGGGGCAACUUUGAGCCGGUUUGCAGCAGCAGCGGAGGCAGCAGCAGCAGCAGCGGCGGCGGGAACAGCAGCCAAGAUUUUCUCUCCGACCUCUUCUCGGAGCAGGACUAUAAAGGCGGCGGGAAAAAGCACCCCGAUUACGCGUACAUCAGCCUAGCCAGGCACGGCCACCACCACCACCCGGGCGUCGGGCAAGCAGGCCAUAAGGCCGGCACGCUGCUGGGCUGCUACCCGCCCAUGGUGGAAACCAAAGUGGAGCCGGUCUUCGAGCACUUGGACUCUUGCAAAGGGCCCCGCAAGGACGAGGGCGGCGGCCCCGGCGCGGGCGGCGGCGCAGGGCCCGGCCUGGGGGGAAUGUCCUCUCCUUAUGGCAGCACCGUGCGCUCCUACUUGGGCUACCAGUCGGUGCCGAGCGGCAGCAGCGGCAACCUCUCCACGUCGUCGUCUUCCAGCCCGCCGGGCACCCCGAACCCGUCCGAUUCCUCGAAGUCCGCCUCGGCCGGAGGAGGAAGUGGCGGCGGCGGCGGCGUUUACCCGGCAGGCCCCGGUAGUGGCGGCGGCGGAGGUGGCGGCGGCGGCGGCAAGCACAAGUCGAAGAAGUGCGUGGACAAGCACAGCGAGGAGUACAAGCUGCGGCGCGAGAGGAACAACAUCGCCGUGCGCAAGAGCCGCGACAAAGCCAAGCUGCGCAACAUGGAGACGCAGCACAAAGUCUUGGAACUGACGGCCGAGAACGAGAGGCUGCAAAAGAAAGUGGACCAGCUCUCCCGGGAGCUCAGCACGCUCAGGAACUUGUUCAAACAGCUGCCCGAGCCGCUCUUGGCCACCUCCGGACACUGCUAA
This is a messenger RNA of Podarcis lilfordi (Lilford's wall lizard), 1128 nucleotides long. The record is from the annotation of a GenBank genome assembly. NCBI's taxonomy places the organism in Eukaryota, Metazoa, Chordata, Lepidosauria, Squamata, Lacertidae.